CCAAUCUCCUAACCAAACACUUCUCUCCAGCAAGCAUCCCACCCAGUGAUCAAAGAGGAGAGAGGACUCAAAGGGUAAGAUGCUGAGUGCGUCCACCCCGACCCAGACGCUCCCCAGCGGAGAGGACAGUUCUGGUUCUGACAGGGGGUCAGAGGUCAGUGUUGGAGCUCCAGCCACAGAGACAGACCGCUUCGGCUUCAUCCUGGGGAAUGGAUCCACUGCUGGGAGUGAAGGCCCGCCCCCUGAGCUCGUUAGACAGAGAGAGACCAAGUGGAUCAACAUCAUCAGCCAAUGGGAUCGUGUCUUACUAAAAAAGUCCAGCAAGGUCAAAGAACAGUGUCAGAAAGGCAUCCCAGCAUCCCUCAGGGCUAAAUGUUGGCCACUGCUGUGUGGCGCCACAGACAGAAUGCGCCACAACAAGGACCUCUAUCAGACUCUGGACUCCAGGCCCGCCCUACAGAGCUGGGUGGACGUUAUAGAGAGAGACUUAGACCGCCAGUUCCCUUUCCAUGAGAUGUUCCUCUCCAGAGACGGCCAUGGACAGCGUGGUCUGUUCCGGGUGCUGAAGGCCUUUACUCAGCUGAAGCCUGAGGAGGGCUACUGCCAGGCCCAGGGACCUGUAGCAGCUGUACUGCUGAUGAACAUGCCUACUGAGGAGGCAUUCUGGUGCCUGGUGCAAAUCAGUGAACAGUACCUCCCUGGCUACUACAGUCCCCUUCUGGAGGGGGUUCUCUUUGACGCAGCCAUGCUGACCAGGGUGCUGAAGAGGACGUGUCCCGCGGCUCACAAGCACCUGCAGAGACACGGCGUGGAGCCUCUGAUGUUCGCCACCGAUUGGUUGAUGUGCCUGUUUACACGCCACCUACCUUUUAACACCCUGCUCAGGGUCUGGGACCUGUUCUUCUGCUACGGAGUGCGUGUGUUGUUCCAGGUGGCGGUGGUGUUGGUGCGCAGGGCUCUGGGCCGGGUGGAGCAGAGGGAGGCUUGCGAUGGCCAGAUGGAGACUCUGGAGAGGCUGAGGGGUGUGAGGGAGCAGGUGCAGAAGGAGGACGACACCUUCAUUGCAGAGGUGUGUUCUGUCCCCCUGUCGAGUAAGGAUCUGGAGAGGCAGACAGAGAGAGAGCUGGAGAAGUGGAGAAUGGAACGGCCCGCCUCCACCUUUGAUCCCCGGGGUCGUUGCCAUGGAUAUCGGAUGGCGUGGGCGAGGGCUCAAGAGAUGGAGGAGGAGAGGAACAGGAAGAAGAGGGAGAAAGGUAACCUGUCCCUUCCUCCGAUUUCCUCGCACUCCCUCCUCUCUCUCUCUCCCUCACUCCUCCGCAAUAGGAAGAAAGGGAGCAAGACAGACACAGGAGAGUGCGAGGGAGGGAAUCUGAGGAGAGGAAGUGAGAUGGAUGGUAGUCUAGUGAGGGCUCAGGGUGUUCCACCUCCAGCUACAGAGGAUAGGGCCCCAGUGGAAACGAGAGAACCGUUAGAACACAAAGAACCACUAGGACAGGAGGACAGAAGCCAGAAAACCCAGCUGACCCCAGAUUCAGACGGAGAACCGUCCCAGCAGCGUCAGCUCACCUCUGACCACAGCGUCACCUCACAGGGUCAAGGAGAGGAGCAGGGGGGUUUCAGCCAGACCCAUGCCUCUGAGCAGUACAGCGACAGCCAGACACAGGAAACUAACCACAGUAAAGGCACCAUGCAAACACAGGAAGUACUGAACAAACAGUCAACAGCGAGUGCAAAUAUCAUCACAGAGCACAUAGUGACAGAGACGAAGGGUGAGGCAGAGAAAAGCAAGGAUACAGAGACACAUGCAGAAGCAAAUACAGAGGAGGAAACUGCUCCACACACAGACACAGAACUGAAGACAUACACUGAAGCAAAGACAGAGGAAACAGCUCCACACACAGACACAGAACUGAAGGCAUACACUGAAGCAAAGACAGAGGAAACAGCUCCACACACAGGCAAAGAACUGAAGACAUACACUGAAGCAAAGACAGAGGAGGAAACAGCUCCACACACAGACACAGAACUGAAGACAUACACUGAAGCAAAGACAGAGGAGGAAACAGCUCCACACACAGACACAGAACCGAAGACAUACACUGAAGUAAAGACACAGGAUGAAACAGUGCCAGAGACCCACACAUAUGCAGAGACCCAGAUACACGCAGAAGCCAAAACAGAGGAGGAAAUGGAGGCAGAGGUACAGAAAGGACUACAUACAGAUAAAAGUGUAGGGACCGAGACAGACAUGGGGUCAAAAACAGAGACUCAAACAGAUGUGAAUACAGACAUGGAGACAGACACACAACAAGAGGCAGAUGUAAACUUAGAGGCAGAAACAGACAUGGGUUCACUGACAGAGACAGAGAGAGACAAAGACACUGACACAGAGACACACACCGACAAGGAGAUAGAGGCACGUACCGAGAUACAGUCACAAAAAGGGACAGAGACACACACAGAUGAAAAAUCUGAGGCAGAGAGAGAAACAGAGGUAGAGGCACAUACAGAAACAGAGACACAGGGAGAAAAUGAGUCAGCAAUGCACAUAGAGGCAGACACAAGAGUAGAUGCAGAAACAGACUUGGGGUCACAGGUGGAGGCAGAAACACAGACAGAAUCAGAGAUAGAGGUGCCUGUAUACACAGGGGUCGAGACGGGCACAGACGAAGCCACUGAGACAAACACAGGGAUAGAGACGGCCAUGGAGUCUCCAAAUGAAAUUCAGAGACAAACAGAGACAGCAAAGAUAGAGGUACAGUACACAGAGCCCUCUAGGAUAACACCAGCCAAUCAGAGCCAGGUUUCUCCAGAGUUGACCUCCACUACUGAGCCUGAGGGGGAGAGGGACUCAUCAGGCCAAACAGGCCAAGACCAGAAGCUACCUGAAGAACCCCAGAAUCCAGUCAGAAUCCAUCCAGAGGAGAAUCAGGAGACCCAGAACGUCAGAGAGAGUGAAGGAGAGAAAGAGGAGGAAGUAUUCACACUUCCCUCUCAGGAAGACUCAACUGAAAUCCUUCCAUCAUUACAUCAGGGGGAAUCACUGAAAGCUGACUUCCCUCCCAUACCUGGCAACCCAAAGUCACAAAGUCAGAGUGAGAAGAGUGAGUCUCCCCCUCCUACAGACUCAAAGGCAGGCUCUGGCAACUCAGUGUCCACACACGCUGAUGUCUCGUCCGAAAGGACCACGCCCCGUGAUGGACCGUGGGCAAACCCUUCCGGAGACUUCCGGCUCUGCAAGUCCUCCAGCUCCCGGAGGCUCACCCGCAGGCUCUCUGAGGAUCUCUUCACUAACCCCAACCAAUCACAACCCACCUUCACACACUCCAAUCAAUCAAAUACAAGUUUAAUUCAGUCCAAUCAACCACAGCCCACACCUCCCAUUCAUGUACCAAAGCACACAGAAUCACCCCAACGAGUGACAGGGAGCACCCCGGCCACUGUCCCACCUCAGACUGGGCCCACACCAGACAGAGGGCCGACCGACACCCCCAGGCGAUUUGGUCUCUUCCGCAGGCACAAAGAUCCCGUCCCCAAAAUCCUGAUCCAGGACUUCAGUGAUGGGACGGGUGAGGGGCGCACGGUCAAGGGGAAGGAAGAGGAGGAGAAGCUGAGCUCCAGAGAGAGGAGGAGGAGACGGAGGGAGCAGGAGAGGAGGGAGAAA
Messenger RNA from Coregonus clupeaformis (lake whitefish), 3664 nucleotides. RefSeq names its product titin homolog. The annotation marks the transcript as partial. NCBI's taxonomy places the organism in Eukaryota, Metazoa, Chordata, Actinopteri, Salmoniformes, Salmonidae. The transcript is spliced from 10 exons. The record is from RefSeq and is a predicted model, not a curated record.